Molecule: messenger RNA, 1706 nt
Organism: Sander lucioperca (pikeperch)
Lineage: Eukaryota; Metazoa; Chordata; Actinopteri; Perciformes; Percidae
Gene: saga
Product: S-antigen; retina and pineal gland (arrestin) a
Exons: 16
Coding region: 182-1360 (392 amino acids)
Biological process (GO): G protein-coupled receptor internalization; signal transduction
Cellular component (GO): photoreceptor outer segment; photoreceptor inner segment
Molecular function (GO): G protein-coupled receptor binding
Source: RefSeq, a predicted model, not a curated record
AGUUCACAGCCGGGUGACCUGAUUGGCUGGCGGAGGAUGAUGGGGUCUGUGACGGACAGCAGGUGUUUACAUAUAGAGCUCCUCUGACCGACAGUUGUCUCCCCCUCUCAUCCAACAACACGUCUUCUUCCUCUUCUGCAACACAGGCGCUGCUCACUCGCUGCCCUCGAUCUGCACCAACAUGAGUCUAAAAAAUGUUGUUUACAAGAAGAUUUGCAAGGACAAUUCGGUUGGAGUCUACAUGGGGAGAAGAGACUUUGUCGACCGUGUUGACUCCGUGGAUCCAGUGGAUGGCGUCAUCAUCAUUGAUCCUGAGGCUCUGCAGCGGAGGAAAGUGUUCGUCACCCUGUCCUGCACCUUCCGGUACGGCAGAGACGACAUGGACGUGAUGGGAAUCGCCUUCCGCAGGGAGCUGUACAUGUCCACCCGCCAGGUGUACCCGCCUCUGCAGGACCUCGAGAAGGGAGUCCACACCAAGCUGCAGGCCAAGCUGCUGCACAAGCUGGGCAACAACGCCUACCCGUUCUUCUUCGAGUUUCCUGACAACCUGCCUUGCUCAGUGGCUCUCCAGCCAGGGCUCAAAGAUGUCGGCAAGCAAUGUGCCGUGGAGUUUGAGAUCAAAGCGUUCAGCGCUGAGAGCCAGGACGCUAAGGUACGCAAACGGAGCACAGUGAAGCUGUUGCUCAGAAAAGUCCAAUACGCUCCAGACAGCGAGGGAGUGCAGCCCUCUGUUGAAACCAUGACGGAUAAACAGAUACACCUCAAGGCCAGUCUGGACAAAGAGAUUUACUACCACGGUGAGGUCAUCAAAGUGAACGUCAGCGUCACAAACAACUCCAGCAAAGCCAUCAAGAACAUCAUCGUCUCUGUGGAUCAGAUCGCCAAUGUGGUGUUGUACUCCAAUGACAGCUACGUCAAAUCUGUGGCCAUCGAGGAACCCGGGGAUUCGGUGUCUCCCGGAGCGACUCUGCAGAAAGUCUACAAGCUGCUGCCUCUGCUGGCCAACAACGCUGAGAGGAAGGGCAUCGCUCUGGACGGCAAACUGAAGCAUGAAGACACCAACCUGGCAUCAACAAGCAUUAUCAAGGAAGGUGUUCUGAAGGAAGUUAUGGGGAUCAUGGUUUCAUACAGAGUCAUGGUGAAGCUCAUCGUCGGAGGGAUAAUGGGAUCAAGUGAGGUCGGCCUGGAAGUUCCCUUCAAACUGAUGCAUCCUAACCCUGAUGCAGUCAAGGAGAAUGAGACGGAGGACGAGCUGCAGUUCCAGGAGUUCAAGCGCUGCGACCUGAAGGGGAUGAUCGAUGACGAGGACGAAGAUGGAAACGUGUCGGGCGGUGACGACAUGGAGCCCAAAGAGAAAUAAAGCAGAAUGACGGAGAGUCGGCCAGAGUGACGACGGCUGAAACUAAGACCGCUGGAAGUUUAAGUCGCCUCUGAAUUUUAGACUUCAUUAAAAAAAGCUUUAGACUUAAUUAAAGGAACAAGCUUACAUGUUAGCAGGCAGCUACUUAUUUCCACAUCCAGCAGGCACAGAGCAACAUGAUCAUCCCGUAGGAGUGGUGUCUAAUAUAAGUAUAAUAUAAUAUUAUAAAAUAUAUAAAUAUAAACGCACUGACUUAACGUGCAGACGUCAUCGUCUGAAUGUGUCUUGGAUAAUAAUAUUGAGGCUGGAAGCUAAUUAAAAGCAGUUUAAUAAUGUAGCUAAAUCU